Amborella trichopoda is the source of this 943-nucleotide messenger RNA. RefSeq lists its product as uncharacterized. The record is from RefSeq and is a predicted model, not a curated record. NCBI's taxonomy places the organism in Eukaryota, Viridiplantae, Streptophyta, Magnoliopsida, Amborellales, Amborellaceae.
GGAGCAGAUAUUCCCGCACUUCCCUGCACCAUUCUUUCUCUCUCUAUAAAUCUCUACUUCCACAAGAACCUUCUUAUUAUUUUCUCCCUCUACCUGCAACAAUAUCAACUCUACCUUCCCAUUGGCACCUUCUCUGAAGCCUUUUAAUAAUCUCUCUCUCUUUCUCUCUCUAGAACUUGUCUUUCUCUCUCUAGAACUGACAGAAUGAGGCGUGCUGAGAUACUCUCUCUCCUUUUCUUGUGCUCCAUGGCCACAGCCCAAGGUUUGAGUUUGAAUAUGGAGUUGAAGCGUUCUCUCUCUAGGGGAAUCGCUGUGAAGAAAUGGGUGGGUUUUAAAGAGAGAAGAAGAGUUGCAGAAGAAGAGAUUGAUGUUCGAAAGCCAGUUACAGGAAACAGUAGAAAACUCCUGAACAAGAUAAGCUCCAUUCAAUUGGAUUUUGAUCUAACGAGUAAAGUGAGUGAUGAUUCAAAGAGAAAGGAAUUGGGAAAUGGGGGAAUGGAGAGACGUUCUCUCUCUUCAAUGAAGAAGAAAGGAGGAGUUGGGGAGGAAUACCAAAAGUUCUCAUCAAAUGACCCUCUUCCAGAUGACCUUGUCGAUAUUGCAGGAAUGGAUUACUCCCCUGCAAGGAGAAAAACUCCCAUUCACAAUUGAUCUCUCCUAUCCUAAGACACCACACAAUAAACACAACAAAAGAAGGAAAACUAGAGAGAGAAAGUGGGAGAAAACUAGAUAGAGAAAGAGAGGAAAACAAGGCUGGAGGGCAUUAUGUGAACAAAAAUAAGGAAAGAGGGAGGCAUCAAUGCUGCAGUUUUUGAGGGUUGGAUACGCUGGUGUAACAUACUUAUUUCUUGUUAUUGUUAUCAUAAUACUCUUUGUAUUUAAUAGAAUCAUAUUGUAUUUAAUAAGUUUGAUUUUGAUUGAAUGUAACGUUACUUGAGAGCCC